This is a messenger RNA of Ziziphus jujuba (common jujube), 1446 nucleotides long. RefSeq names its product actin-depolymerizing factor 1-like. Gene Ontology annotation, molecular function: actin filament binding; RNA polymerase II cis-regulatory region sequence-specific DNA binding; DNA-binding transcription factor activity, RNA polymerase II-specific. NCBI's taxonomy places the organism in Eukaryota, Viridiplantae, Streptophyta, Magnoliopsida, Rosales, Rhamnaceae. Bases 358 to 1239 code for a protein of 293 amino acids. The transcript is spliced from 10 exons. Gene Ontology annotation, biological process: actin filament depolymerization; regulation of transcription by RNA polymerase II. Gene Ontology annotation, cellular component: cytoplasm; actin cytoskeleton; nucleus. The record is from RefSeq and is a predicted model, not a curated record.
AUUUUCCCAGUAAAGGAAAGAACCGUUGCUACACUCAAAAGAAAAACACAAAAUUAUAAUCCGUAGUAUUUCCUCUCUACAAAUUCCUAUUUUAGGAGACGAAACUCAAAGCGUUUUUUAUUUCCUUAUAAUUUUCUCCAACCCUCUUGACAACCAAGAUUUUGGCCUUUUAUAUAUAAGCUAAAGCAAACUGGGUGGUUUUCUUGCAUUUUUUUCUUGUUCAUCCCGGGCUCUAACUGAGGGUGAUUAGAGCUUCAAAGGCCUUUGAGUAUUGCAGAAGCAUCUGAUCAUCAUCAACAGCAAGUUUUUAGUAUAGUUUUGAGACUGUUUUAGAGGAGAUUUUUCGAUCAUCUGGCAAUGAAAAACGCCAUUCUCCCUCCUGUUUCUUCGCAUAUUUACGAUUUUGGAAAUAAUGAAAUCCAGAUUUUGCCAAAUUGGGAUAUACCUAUGCAGUUUAACAGUAAAAUUGCGUUUUGCAUGGAUUCCGAAGUAUUGGACAAUGACAACCAGAUAAGAGCUGAAGCCUAUUCUUUUCCAAUUCAGUCUUCGUACACUGUAACUCAUCAACCAGCAGGUUUUCCUACCACCUUGCACCACGAUGAAAAUAUUUCCCACCAAUCAAUGAGGCUUGGAAAGAAGAUUUUAGCCCCACAAUUUGAUACGUUGGAAUUCUUUAUGCAGGCUAUACAAAAUGCCAGAAAACGUCCAAUUGAAGUUGAUGAGCUUUUGCCCAAAAAUGACAUUGGUGAAUUGAUUGGUAAUCAGAGUACAGAUAUGAGUGAAUGGAGGAAAAUUAAAAGAAACAAAACGACAAACUUUGAACAUCAAUGGCAAGAAGGAUCAACAAGAAUUCAACAGCAAAGGUUGCUUGUACCGACAGUAAGGAGAACCCAAAAGCUCAGUGACAAGAUCACAGCUCUUCAAAAGCUGGUCUCCCCUUAUGGCAAGACUGAUACUGCCUCAGUUCUUCAAGAGGCUUCUGGUUAUAUAAAGCUCCUUCAAGACCAGAUUCGUCAGAACCUGUUUCGGAUGCUGAGUAGUUCAUAUGACAGUGUUAGAGGGCUUCAACCGGUACAGGAAAAAGGAAAGGGGCGGCUUGACCUGAGAAGCAGAGGACUCUGUCUGGUUCCCAUAUCUUUUACUCAGAAAGUCACGAUGGAAGAGCGUGUGGAUCAUAAUCAUGCUCUCUCACUCUCUAGGAAACCAGUUCUUGAUAGAAAUUUCUACUGCCUUAAUUAAUUAAUCAUUUAAUUAAGUUAUUUAAUAAGUACCCAUAUAUAUGCAAUGCUAGAUUGAUCUCAACAUGAGUUCAUCUCUAGUACUUUAUGUAGAAAAAAGAAAAAAAAAUCAAGUGAAUAUUAUUAUAAAUUUAUUGGUAUAAAUACCAGCUACCAGAGAUUAAUGUAUUUUACAAGGAAAUUAAUCUAGUAAACUAUUAUAUGUGUC